This is a messenger RNA of Cercopithifilaria johnstoni, 483 nucleotides long. Lineage: Eukaryota; Metazoa; Nematoda; Chromadorea; Rhabditida; Onchocercidae. The record is from the annotation of a GenBank genome assembly.
AUGUUAUUUCCAACCAUUUUUAUCCUUUCAAUUCUAAUUACUUCAAAAGCACAUCCGCAAUUUCGUAAAUUGGUAUGCGUAACGAAAGAUUUAUCCAAAAAAAGUGGCAAUGAUACAUCGAAAUGUCAUUUAGUAUUGAAAGAUACGGAAGAUGAAGAACCAGGUCGAGCAGCACCGAAAGAAGCAGGAUGUUUUACGGAAAGAUACAAUACAACAAUCAGUCGGGUUUUCUGCGAUAUUUUUUGUCCAAAUGCUCAUACGGUUUUUCAUUCAGCAUUCGAACUAUUCCAUCCUUCUUGCUUUCAAUACCAUAAUUAUCAAUUGAUAGAGCGUGAAAACGACUGGUACAUGUGGAGAUCUGAUCGAUGUUUGAAUUCAACGGCGACAUUUUAUUUCGGAUGUAAAUUCAACGAACCCUUCCGCAAAAAGUACUCAAAUGAUGCAGAAAUUUUUAGAAUUUUAAAGAGUCGACGAAAAGCCUAA